Maudiozyma barnettii is the source of this 255-nucleotide messenger RNA. RefSeq names its product Dad3p (gene DAD3). Gene Ontology annotation, cellular component: mitotic spindle; DASH complex. Gene Ontology annotation, biological process: attachment of spindle microtubules to kinetochore. The record is from RefSeq and is a predicted model, not a curated record. Bases 1 to 255 code for a protein of 84 amino acids. NCBI's taxonomy places the organism in Eukaryota, Fungi, Ascomycota, Saccharomycetes, Saccharomycetales, Saccharomycetaceae. The transcript has a single exon.
AUGGAAGCCCAAUUGACACCGUUGCAGCAGAAUGUAUUAGAUAAGUAUAGCACACUGGCCACUUCGUUACACUCGCUGGAUGCUGCGAUCCAGGAGUUGAACGCAAACCAACGUAAUAAGGACAAAACUAAUGCGUCACCGGAAGAAGUAUUAGCAGAGAUGAGAGAGCUAGAAGUGAAGUUAGCAUUAGUUGGAACAUUGUUAAAAGGUAGUGUUUAUUCGUAUGUGCUGAGCAACCAAGGCCAGAAGGUAUAA